UGUGAUAUAUGACCAAUAUACCACGGCUAAGGGUGUUGCGUCGUGCCUAAGAACAGCCCUUAUAUAUUGGCCAUAUACCACACCCCCUCAUGCCUUAUUGCUUUAAUAGAACUGGAGCAGAGAGAAGAUGUACACACUGCUCUCCAUGCUCUGCCCUCUGGCUCCAAACCUGGAGACACUACAGUUACCCCUCACUAAUUACAACCACAUAUAGGCCCAGGUGGGGAGGGCGAGUGGGUAUGGGGUCCCUACAGGAACAUGCUGCACUUGAUGUCAUACCAUACAUGUAUGCACACACAGACACACACACAGACACACACACUGGGUACAGUUGACGCACGUCAACCACGUCAAGUCAGCUGACUUGAAGUGGUUCUUUAGGGCAGUCGGGGGGGGACAGACUUAACCAAUGAGAGAGAGGGUAGAUAAGUAAGCACUUGCUAUUUCAGGAAAUGAUGCGAUUAUGCUGCGGGACUUGUGAUUUGUGGUUUAGUACGUUACCCUGCGUCACUACUUCAUUGCUCCAGACCAGCGCAAGGGGGAGUUAGAACACUGAUUAUGCUUUUGGGUCCCAAGGCGCUAAUGUGUCUCUACCUGACAAUGAAUGGGCGAUAUAAACCUAAAUAGAAACUGAUGCACGACUUCAGUAUUACUUACUAAAAGUCUUAUUACAGGUUGUUAUUCUAAGAGAAACUUAGACUACAAUUAGGGUGUGGAAAUGUUAGGAUUAUUUUUCUCUUACUGUAGUACUGUAGCCUACUCCCGACCGGUCAUGUUGUACAGCCCCUAGGUGGCACAGUGGUCUAAGACACUGCAGUGUGUUGCUACAGAUGCUGGUUCAAUACACGUGCCGGCCUUGACUGGAAGACCCAUGAAAUGACUGUAGGUUUUUGGUUUCUCUCACUCUAAAAACAGAAAUAAAUGAUUUUAAAUAACACCUGGCUUUAUUUACAAAUUAGUAACAAUGUCUCACCCCAUGUUCAAGAAUGCCCUUUUUCUCACUCAUUUUACGUUAUUUGAAAAACGAAAUCAUCUACAAAACAUGGUUAUUUUUUACAGAAAGCUAUUAUUAUUAUUAUUAUUAUUAUUAAUUUAUAAUUCUAUAAAAGCCUGUUGGAUAUUCUCACAGAUAUGUUAUUAACCCUGUUAUUAGCACGACAAUAUACAGUAUAUUGGUCAUAUUGGUCAUGGCUCCUGAGUGGCACAAAAUGGGAUUGCCUUGCAGUUCUCCAGCUGUAUCCACUGAAAUAGCGGUGGGCGCACGAGGUUCAAGGCACGAGGGCAGGGGGCACGGGAUGGGCCGCAGAGCCAUGCACAGAAGACGGACCUAACCCAUGGGGAAGGGAGGAGGAGGAGGAGGAAGUGGCCCGAUUAGCAACAUAAUCAAAGUGAUGACAAUCGGGGAUCUUCUGUAUACUUAUGGCCUAUUGUAAGCUGCAAGUCACACCUUUCCAGUACUCCUCACCCCGCCCCAAACUCCACCCUCUAACAUAGUUACCAUUCAGAAAUUAGCUGUUUAUCUAAAACAAAUGACAUUUGCGAACAAACGAACAGACGAAAUGGACAUAGUUUUCUCAAGCCAGCUUCUUCCUAUGAUGCUACCCGUUCCAGGGUUAGGACCAUAACCACCAGAGGACUUGAAAAUGAGCCAGAGCUGAGAGGAUCACCAACAGGCCACUAUAAUCGAUGGGGACUCAGGGCGGUACCAUUCUACUCAUCUGAUGAUGGGGACUCAGGGCGGUACCAUUCUACUCCUCUGAUGAUGGGGACUCAGGGCGGUACCAUUCUACUCAUCUGAUGAUGGGGACUCAGGGCGGUACCAUUCUACUCAUCUGAUGAUGGGGACUCAGGGUGGUACCAUUCUACUCAUCUGAUGAUGGGGACUCAGGGUGGUACCAUUCUACUCAUCUGAUGAUGGGGACUCAGGGUGGUACCAUUCUACUCAUCUGAUGAUGGGGACUCAGGGCGGUACCAUUCUACUCAUCUGAUGAUGGGGACUCAGGGCGGUACCAUUCUACUCAUCUGAUGAUGGGGACUCAGGGCGGUACCAUUCUACUCAUCUAAUGAUGGGGACUCAGGGCGGUACCAUUCUACUCAUCUGAUGAUGGGGACUCAGGGUGGUACCAUUCUACUCAUCUGAUGAUGGGGACUCAGGGUGGUACCAUUCUACUCAUCUGAUGAAGGUGCACAUGGAUCAGGUUCAAACUUUGAAGACCGAGAUCGAGUCAUUGAAGGCAGACUGGCAGAAAGUGAAACAUUAUCUGAAGGCAGAGAUACAGGUGACAGCUGAUGCAUUGGCAGAGAGUCAGGCAGCAUUGGCAGAGAGUCAGGCGGCAUUGGCAGAGAGUCAGGCAGCAUUGGCAGAGAGUCAGGCAGCAUUGGCAGAGAGUCAGGCAGCAUUGGCAGAGAGUCAGGCAGCAUUGGCAGAGAGUCAGGCAGCAUUGGCAGAGAGUCAGGCGGCAUUGGCAGAGAGUCCGGCAGCAUUGGCAGAGAGUCAGGCAGCAUUGGCAGAGAGUCAGGCGGCAUUGAGAGAGAGUCAGGCAGCAUUGGCAGAGAGUCAGGCAGCAUUGGCAGAGAGUCAGGCAGCAUUGGCAGAGAGUCAGGCGGCAUUGGCAGAGAGUCAGGCAGCAUUGGCAGAGAGUCAGGCAGCAUUGGCAGAGAGUCAGGCAGCAUUGGCAGAGAGUCAGGCAGCAUUGGCAGAGAGUCAGGCAGCAUUGGCAGAGAGUCAGGCGGCAUUGGCAGAGAGUCCGGCGGCAUUGGCAGAGAGUCAGGCAGCAUUGGCAGCGAGUCAGGCAGCAUUGGCAGAGAGUCAGGCAGCAUUGGCAGAGAGUCAGGCAGCAUUGGCAGAGAGUCAGGCAGCAUUGGCAGAGAGUCAGGCAGCAUUGGCAGAGAGUCCGGCGGCAUUGGCAGAGAGUCAGGCAGCAUUGGCAGAGAGUCAGGCAGCAUUGGCAGAGAGUCCGGCAGAGAAUGACGCGUUGAAGAGGGCGGGGAACGAGAUGGAGUCACAAUCCUUGCCAGGCACAACUGUGAGCUCUGGAGCUCCACCUCCAUCAGGCAGCGUCAACAUACCUGACGGGUGCAUCAGGUCGUCGGUUCAACCUGACAUUUCCAUUCCUCUUCUGACAACAGAACUUGACCAACUGCUCACCAGGCACAGCAUGGACCGUCCAGACCGUUUUGCUGUUCUGCUAUUCCAAGGAUGUGUAAACGAAGAGAGAUACCCCGAGUGGUCACAGAAUACCAACUGAGAAAAGUACUCAAAAUGCAGAUGUUUAUUUAGUUAUGGAUCCAUAACAAAUUACUAUGGGAAAGAAUAUCACUGAAUUACAGAAAUAUUGGAACAAAGUUGUCUAAUGAAGGUAAACAAAUUGUUGCUUACUGGAAAAUACUCUUUCAAACACACACUGUCAUGUUGUACAGCUCCAUUACGGCUAUUAGCAGGGCUAUAUUUUGGCCUUUAUAAAUAUGAUUUUGGCCUUUAUUCGGAUUACAAAUCGCUCACUGUCAUCGCUGCUCUGACACAAGCAUGGAGAAACAAAAACGUUCAUUAUAUUCCAUGAUAUUCUUUAUAUGUGUGACUGAAUAUAAACAAGUGAUGUCUGCUCAGUAAUCCAGUUGAUGGCACAGUCAUAUAGCUUCGACACCUUCAUAAAACGACCUCGUGCAACCUCAAAAUGUCAGAUAGAGCGUAUACUGUACAGUACUGUAUUUCUCCGACAGCAUCUUUAUGCUUCGUUAAUAAAAUGAGGAUAAAAAUACUCUUUCAAAAUACAGAUGUUUAUUUAGUUACGGAUCCAUAAUGAAUUACUAAGAGAAUAAAUAUCACUGAAUUACAGAAAUAUUGGAAGAAAGUUGUCCAAUGAAGGGAAACAAAUUGGAGGGAGAAUUCUAUUGUCAAAUGUAUACUUAGUUGUAUACAAAUGUAUACUCCUGUCUCAGCCUCCAGUAUUUAUGCUGAAGUAGUUUAUGUGUCGGGGGGCUAGGGUCAGUUUGUUAUAUCUGGAGUACUUCUCCUGUCUUAUCUGGUGUCCUGUGUGAAUUUAAAUAUGC
Messenger RNA from Oncorhynchus gorbuscha (pink salmon), 4050 nucleotides. RefSeq names its product adventurous-gliding motility protein Z-like. The transcript has 2 exons. The record is from RefSeq and is a predicted model, not a curated record. NCBI's taxonomy places the organism in Eukaryota, Metazoa, Chordata, Actinopteri, Salmoniformes, Salmonidae. Bases 2178 to 3248 code for a protein of 356 amino acids.